GCGUCCUCAGUUGACAGAGCGAGCGCUUGCUCUUGACGUCUGUGCGCUCAGUGCCCAUGUGCUGUACUAGAGGCACCGGACUAUAUAUCGGGGUUCUUGUAAGCAGCAAUGAAGGCAUUCCUGCACCAACCCUCAAAGCAACACCUGAAUAUCCAUUCUACUUUAAAGGAGAAACUGUGACUCUGACAUGUAACACCCAGGAAUAUAGGCAUGCUCACUUUAGUUUUUAUAAAAACUCUCAAUACAUCCCAAGUGAAAACAAGUACACGUAUAAGAUUAAUGCCAUGGAUGACUCUGAUGUAGGGAUCUAUGCCUGUGAUUUCUGGGCUCGCAGUCGUUCUUCUCCGAGAAGUAAUGAAGUCUCAUUAUUCUAUUUUGAUAAAUUACCAUCUCCAGUCAUUUAUCUCGAUCCUUCACGCUCUGUGUACAGCAUGGGGGAGUCAGUCACCAUAGUAUGUUCUCCUCCCAUGAGUAAGGAGGUGAAAAGGAUUACGUUUAACAAGGAGGGAAAUGUCCAACCUUUAAAGGAGGCAAAUGGAAAUACGUAUGUGAUCUCUACAUCUACGAGAGAGGAUGCUGGGAGAUAUUCUUGUACCUACUCUGUAGAAAUACAAGAGAGAUGGGUCACUUCAUUUACUAGUGAUUAUAUAAUAGUGAAUGUGUCUGUUUCAACAGCAAGAACUACAGCAACCACAAAAAUUCCAGAGACAUCUGCACCUGACAUGACCAGCAAGAAAAGGACAAUUGAGUUAUCCACUCCUACACAGAGAAAUAAAGUCACCAAUUCAGCAAUUUCAAUAGCACAGGCUGUAACAACCACAAUUCCACUGACAUCUUUACCUGAUAUGACAGAUAAGACAAGGGAAAUAGAGAUGUUCUCUACAACACAGAGCAAUAAAGUCACCAAUUCAACAAGUUAUUCGAAGGUCCCUUAUCUGAUACAUAUUUAUGGUGGAGGUUUAUUCCUCAUAGUAACCUUUGUACUCAUUAAAGUGUUUUUCUUAAUUUACUUCACACGAAAAAGGCAAAGAGAAGGCACCAUGGUUGAGCUUCCUGUGUCCGAGCCUGACUUGAAAUCAAGUCCCAAUCUGAAGACAAUAGUACAGACAUCUUUAUGUCCCACUUCAUUUCAAGAUAUGGAAGCAGAACAUUUCUACUCAGAAAUUGAAUUACCUAAUGUAAAGGCAGCUUCACCUAUUAUAUCUAUGUAUGCCAAAGCAAAAGCUAUUGAUCCCUUGCCUUCUGUUUAUCAGACAGACUUGACAAGCCAUGCAAGAAAGUAAGAAAUAUCUGUAAAGUUUUGAUAUGUCUAAUAGUGGUAAAAUAAACUAGUAAACAAAGUUAAAAAUUCAAGUUGUUGUGUGAUCACGUCAGUCUUUUUAUAUAUGACUUGUAUGGACAUGAAUAUAUCAGAGUUCUCCCUCUCAAGAUCCCAAUCUAUUACCCAUGCCCACUAGUAGAGAUUAGCAAAUUGAUUUGGAAUAAUCAGUCAUUCUACAUUUUACAAGGUAUGCCUUCUACUCAGUACAUAGUAAUGAAGGGACUCUUGUCAUUUUGACAGGAGUCACUGCUUUGUUCAGUGCACUAUGCAUUAUGCCUUACUGUCAGGCCAAAAGUAGAGAUACUGUACAUCACCACAUAUAUCCUAACACUUGUUAGGCUGGGACCCCUGAAUCCAAAUCCAAUCACCUGCCGAUUUGCAGCAAAUCCUAACCAAACAGAAUUGUAAGGUUUACUCAGUUGCCAACAAAAAGUAGCAUUAGUGUACCUACCUGGCUACGCUAUAUUUCCUUUGAGAGGAGUGCCGCAAGGGAAAUGUAUAGUUGGCUGCAGUCUUCACAGUCCAACUGUCAGCUGUUACAAGGCUAUUAUUGUGGUGUCCCUUAUUCAUUGUCACUGUGUUUCAAUAUAAUGUCAUUUUAAUGUUUACUGUUUUAAACAAAAAAGUUAAAAUUCUAAAGCUUAUUAAAUAUUGAAAAUAAAAGUGAACUAGUCGUAAUCUUAAUGGUCUCUAUCAAUCUUACCUGUGG
Messenger RNA from Hyla sarda, 2030 nucleotides. RefSeq lists its product as uncharacterized. The record is from RefSeq and is a predicted model, not a curated record. The transcript has 9 exons. Gene Ontology annotation, molecular function: transmembrane signaling receptor activity. Bases 57 to 1283 code for a protein of 408 amino acids. NCBI's taxonomy places the organism in Eukaryota, Metazoa, Chordata, Amphibia, Anura, Hylidae. Gene Ontology annotation, biological process: cell surface receptor signaling pathway.